AUGGACCGCAUGCGAUCGGAGGGAAUCACCCCCAACGCUUACAGCUUCAGUCCCCUCAUCAAGGCUUGCGGCAAGGAGGGACGCUGGGCGCUGGCAGUGAAGACCCUUGAGGACAUGGAGGCGUCGGGGCCUACACCGAACGAGCACAACUGGCUGAUGGCCAUCGGCGCCUGCGGGAACGCCGGACAGUGGGAGGAGGCUCUACAUCUGAUCGACAAGCUCGAGGCCUUGGCGCAGAGGGGGGAGGGCGUGCCGAUGUCGACCACCAUGUACAAUUUUGGGAUUGACGCGGGCGUGGCGCUCCUAGAGAGGAUGAAGAGCAACCCAGCGACGCCGCCCGACGCGCAAACUUACGCUUACCUCAUCGACGCCUGCGCCAAGGAUGCCAACUUGGAGGAUGCCCUGGCGUACCUCACGGAGAUGAGAGCUGUUGGAUUGGCGCCCACAUUUUUUGCCUAUAUUUCUGCGAUGAGCGCGAUAAAGGUAGCUGGACAGUGGAAAGAAGCUCUUAGCCUGCUGGACGAGAUGGCCAAGGGCAGGCUUAUUUCAGAUGUGUUUAGCUUCUACAAUGUGGUGGACGCGUACGGCAAGGACGGUCAGCUAGCGCGCACGCUGGUCCAGACCAAUGCCAAUCCAACGGAGAUCGCCGCAGAUUCCGAAAACGAGAUGAGAUCCGAUGCGGAUCUGAACGCGUGGCGGGCGGAGGAACCAGACGAACUGGUGAAGCGAAUGGAGAACAACGGUGUCGAGCUGGACGUGAUGAGCUUCAACAUCCUCAUCGACGCCUGCGCCAGAUAUACCGCUCAUCGGGUCCCGUUGCCGCUUCCGAUGUCUCAUGUGCCAUUUCGCAAGGGAGGGAGUCAUUGGGCAGCGGCAAGGCUCCUCAAGAAGAUGAAGUCCCUCGGACUGCGACCGAACAGCUUGAGCUACAACCCCAUCAUCCACAGCUGCAGGGGCGGUACGGACGAGGAGUGGCGGCUUGCCCUUGACCUCCUCGACGAGAUGCGAAAAUCCGGUCUGACGCCUGACGUUAUCAGUUUCAACACAGCGAUCACGUCCUGCGCGAAGGCUGGGGAUUGGCGACGUUCGCUUCAUCUUUUCGCGGGCAUGAAGGUCGAGGGGGUCACGCCCGAUAUCCUCUCGUACAACGCCGUCAUCAGCGCUUGUGCGAAGGGCGGGCAAUGGCGGAUCGGGCUCGAGCUCCUGGCAAAGGUGCGUGCGGACCCCACGCUGGAGGCCAACCAGAGAACCUAUACGUCCGCAAUCAACUGUUUUCAGCAGUUCCAGGGAGGGCAAUCGGUGGCAAGCUUGGCAUCAACGUUGGCAGGACAAAGCUCUCGCGAGGAGAUGCUCCUCGAUCCGAUACCGACCAGCGAUGUUUAUCUAGGAGGGUCUUCGGGUACGCCGGAGGGCGGUGAAGUUGGUUGAGAGCACAACGAAAAGGGGCUCUUUGACAUUCAUGUCCAUCUUGAACGUGCUUCGGUCUGUAUCUUCGGUCGGUGGGCGACCGGCGAAUGGCCCUCUGUGAAGAAGCCAAGCUUUUGGGAGAUUCCCUUGCUUUU
This is a messenger RNA of Ectocarpus sp. CCAP 1310/34, 1562 nucleotides long. The record is from the annotation of a GenBank genome assembly. NCBI's taxonomy places the organism in Eukaryota, Phaeophyceae, Ectocarpales, Ectocarpaceae.